UGGGGCGCCGGGCGCUCCGUUCCUAUUGGGCAGCGGCGGGCGGUCCCCAGCGCGCACCCGGGCCAGGCUGCCCCUCCAGGGAGCAGCAGAACGGCCCACUCCCCAUCACGGAGGGGAGCACGUGGAGCGCAGUAUGUGGCGCAUCCUCCGUGGCUGCUGGCCGGGGCACCUGGGCAGCCGCGCUCUGGCCAGCGCCGCUGCCGCCACCGAGUACAGCUACGUGGUGGUGGGUGCGGGCUCAGCGGGCUGCGUGCUGGCCAGCCGGCUGUCAGAGGACCCGGCCGAGCGGGUGCUGCUGCUGGAGGCCGGGCCCAAGGACCUGCGCGCAGGGAGCAAGCGCCUCCUGUGGAAGAUCCACAUGCCCGCGGCGCUCGUAGCCAACCUGUGCGACGACAGGUACAACUGGUGCUACCACACCGAGCCGCAGGCGGGGCUGGACGGCCGCGUGCUGUACUGGCCACGUGGCCGCGUGUGGGGCGGUUCGUCGUCACUGAACGCCAUGGUGUACGUGCGCGGGCACGCCGAGGACUACGAGCGCUGGCAGCGCCAGGGUGCGCACGGCUGGGACUACCGCCACUGCUUGCCCUACUUCCGGCGCGCGCAGGGGCACGAGCUGGGUGCAGGCACCUACCGCGGCGGCGAGGGCCCGCUGCGCGUGUCCCGGGGCCACAGAGAGCACCCGCUGCACCGCGCCUUCCUGCAGGCGGCACAGCAGGCUGGCUACCCGCUCACCGAGGACAUGAACGGCUUCCAGCAGGAGGGCUUCGGCUGGAUGGACAGGACCAUCCACGAAGGCAAGCGCUGGAGCUCGGCCUGUGCCUACCUGCACCCAGCCCUGAGCCGCCCCAACCUCCAGGCUGAGGCCCACACGCUGGUGAGCAGGGUUCUGUUUGAGGGCACCCAAGCAGUGGGCGUGGAGUACCUCAAAAAUGGCCAGAGCCACAAGGUUUAUGCCAACAAGGAGGUGAUCUUGAGUGGGGGCGCCAUCAACUCUCCGCAGCUGCUCCUGCUCUCCGGUGUGGGGAAUGCAGACGAUCUCAGGAAACUGGGCAUCCCUGUGGUGUGCCACCUGCCUGGAGUUGGCCAGAACCUGCAGGACCACCUGGAGGUGUACAUCCAGCAGGCGUGCACCCAGCCCAUCACCCUCCACUCCGCCCAGAAGCCCCUGCGGAAGCUCUGCAUCGGGCUGGAGUGGCUCUGGAGAUUCACAGGGGAUGGAGCCACUGCCCACCUGGAAACGGGUGGGUUCAUCCGCAGCCAGCCCGGGGUCCCCCAUCCAGACAUACAGUUCCACUUCCUGCCUUCCCAAGUGAUUGACCAUGGGCGAACCCCCACCCAGCAGGAGGCUUACCAGGUGCAUGUGGGGACCAUGCGGGGCACGAGUGUGGGCUGGCUCAAACUGAGAAGUGCCAACCCCCAGGAGCACCCUGUGAUCCAACCCAACUACCUGUCAACAGAAACUGAUAUUGAGGACUUCCGUCAGUGUGUGAAGCUGUCCAGAGAAAUCUUUGCACAGGAAGCACUGGCUCCCUUCCGGGGCGAGGAGCUCCAGCCAGGAAGCCACGUGCAGUCAGAUAAGGAGAUAGACGCCUUCGUGCGGGCCAAAGCUGACAGUGCCUACCACCCCUCAUGCACCUGCAAGAUGGGCCAGCCCUCUGAUCCCACCGCUGUGGUGGACCCCGAGACCCGGGUCCUUGGGGUGGAGAACCUCAGGGUUGUGGACGCCUCUAUCAUGCCCAGCGUGGUCAGUGGCAACCUGAACGCCCCCACCAUCAUGAUCGCAGAGAAGGCGGCCGACAUGAUUAAGGGGCUACCUGCACUGUGGGAACAGGACGUGCCUGUCUAUAAGCCCAGGACACUGGCCACCCAGCGCUAAUGCAGCCCCUGCUGCUGCUGACCAGAGAAGCCCCGGGCAAGCCAGGAGGACUGACCGACACAGCCCUCGCUCUGGAUGCUCUUUCCUGAAACUAUCCAGGACUCCAGGACCCAGGAGACCCUACUUCAUGGCUGAGCACUAGCAGUUGUCGCAAGGCAGGUGCCCAGUUGUAGGCAGUGAGUCACAUUCACUUUCCCCAGUGCUGUCCUGUUGGCCCUGUGAGGGAGGCCAGCAUUCAGGCCAGGCCCCUGGUCCCUACCUGCUCCAGGAACAAAGGGGAUGUGGAGCUGAUAGAGGAGGAGAGAUAACAUAGGCCGCUCUCAUGGGCACAGGCCUGUGCCUACCUAGUGUCCUGCUGCCUUGGUUGCAAUGGUUCUGCAGUCCCCCUCAGGGCAGGUGCUCUACACAGGGCCCUGUGCUGUGGCAUCCAAGCUGGGUUCCCUGCACAGGGAGCUACAAGGUUUAAGCUUAAGCCAAGGAUCAUACCAGUCAGCUAGGUGCAGGCCGGCACACAGUUCCGGGGUGGGGGUGGGGGAGGGAAGCUACCAGGAGAGAGGGCACAUGGCUUCCCUUUCUCUCCCAUCUGCACUUCACUCUCAGGGUGAGGUGUGUCCAGAGCUCUGCUGGGUGACCAAGAGGCUUCCGGCCUCAACUUUGAUGCUCUGCUUCUUAUGCAAUAUGGUCUCACUGGAGCCUUCGCGCCCUUGCUCAAGGAGGGAAGCGACUUGGGCCUCAUUACCAAAGCAUUCAGAAGUUAACAUUUUAGAAGGUCUUCCUGCUACCAGGACUGGCAGAAGUCUAGAGCCAGCCCCUUGUACGAGGGCCGGGCUUCACCGUGAAGCAGAGGCCCCCGGGAGACCCUCUUGGGCCCUGGGAAGCGGCCCAACGGCUGCCGCUGCUUCUUAGGGACAGUGCUGGUAGAUUCUUCUUCUCUGCACGACUGUGGGAACAGUCCUUGUCUGUGCUGAGAGAGCGAUAAAAGCAUUUCAGUGCAACUAGGUCAGAGAACAAUAGAGUGGAGAAGAUUCAAGCUUUCAGGAGGAAAAAAGAUGCAAGUACCAUGUGCAGCAGCUCUUGGAUCUUUAAAUUCCUUGUAACUCAGUAAUGUAAUCCAGUAACUUGUUCCCUGGGGUGCCCUAUCCAUUGUUCUACCAGGGAGUAACAACUAAUGUGUCUUGGACUGAUUUUUCUCAAGAUAGCAAAGCUACCAUCUAUAGCAGGGAAGAAAACAGUUGCUACCUGGAAACCUGCCAUGCUGGGCCCAGAAAAAGGAGAAAAACUUGAGAGUUUCU
Messenger RNA from Octodon degus (degu), 3168 nucleotides. RefSeq names its product choline dehydrogenase (gene Chdh). The transcript is spliced from 10 exons. The record is from RefSeq and is a predicted model, not a curated record. Gene Ontology annotation, cellular component: mitochondrial inner membrane. NCBI's taxonomy places the organism in Eukaryota, Metazoa, Chordata, Mammalia, Rodentia, Octodontidae. Gene Ontology annotation, molecular function: choline dehydrogenase activity; flavin adenine dinucleotide binding. Bases 134 to 1876 code for a protein of 580 amino acids.